Cotesia congregata is the source of this 2907-nucleotide messenger RNA. The record is from the annotation of a GenBank genome assembly. NCBI's taxonomy places the organism in Eukaryota, Metazoa, Arthropoda, Insecta, Hymenoptera, Braconidae.
AUGGAUCCACGGAGGUUGACGGAAUAUUUACGUGCGACGAUUGAUCCAGCUCAGCAGAAAGAUGCGGAGGAUCAACUUAAUCAGAUUCAUAAAAUCAUUGGAUUUGCCCCGACGCUUUUGCAAGUUAUUAUGUCAGGAGAAGUCGAAAUGCCUGUUCGUCAGGCAGGUGUUAUUUAUUUGAAAAAUUUAAUAGUCUCUAAUUGGGCUGAUCGCGAGCCAGAAAAUGGUGUAGCACCAUUUAAUAUUCAUGAACAGGAUCGGGCGAUGAUACGUGAUUCAAUAGUCGAUGCAGUGGUUCACGCACCGGAACUCAUAAGAAUUCAACUGGCAAUGUGUAUUAGUAAUAUUGUCAAACAUGACUUCCCGGCACGCUGGACGCAAAUUCUGAUAAUCCGCCUUUUACCAGACCCAUCAGAGCAAUCAGUUCUUCUCCAAAAACAAAUCCUAAAAAUAUUCUUCGCAUUGACUCAGUAUUCUCUGCCCUUGGAUUUAAUCUCCAAGGAGUCAUUUUCCCAGUGGAUGGACGUGAUCCGACAAAUAGCAGACCGCCCAGUGCCGCCAGAAACAAACAACCCCGACAUAGACGACGACGAGCGCGCCGACUUACCCUGGUGGAAGUGUAAAAAAUGGGCCUUACACAUUCUCCACCGUGUAUUCGAAAGAUACGGAAGUCCCGGUAACAUCACCAAAGAAUACAAAGAAUUUUCCGAGUGGUACUUACGAACCUUCAGCGCGGGUAUUCUCGAAGUAUUACUGAAAAUACUGGACCAGUAUCGCCGUAGUAUAUACGUAUCCCCGCGCGUAAUACAGCAGUCGAUAAAUUACAUAAACCAAGGAGUGAGUCACGCUUAUUCGUGGAAAUUCCUCAAGCCACACAUGUUUGAAAUAAUCCGCGACGUUCUAUUUCCCAUUUUGUCCUACUCAGCUUCCGACGAAGAACUAUUCACCAACGACCCUUACGAGUACAUUCGUCUUAAAUUCGACAUUUUUGAAGACUUUGUCUCCCCAGUAACAGCAGCGCAAACUCUCCUACACUCAGCUUGCAAAAAACGCAAAGAAAUGCUCCAAAAGACAGUUCAAUUUUGCAUUGAAGUCCUGACAAAUCCAACAGCAGACCCCCGUCAAAAAGACGGAGCCCUUCAUAUGAUCGGCAGCCUCGCUGAUGUGUUGCUAAAAAAAAACCUUUACAAAGAACAAAUGGACAAGAUGCUCAUGUCAUAUGUCCUUCCAGAAUUCAGCAGUCCUCACGGUCACAUGCGAGCACGUGCCUGCUGGGUGUUACAUUACUUUUCUAAAAUAAAAUUCAAAGAUGAGCACAUUUUAAUAAACGCAACAAAAAUAAUUGUCCAUUUACUAUUAAAUGACGCUGAUUUACCAGUCAAAGUAGAAGCUGCUAUUUGUCUUCAGUCAUUAUUAUCAUCUCAAGAAAAAUCACAGAAAUGCGUGGAGCCAAUGGUCAAAAAUAUAACCCUUGAAUUAUUGAACAUCAUAAGAGAAACUGAGAAUGAUGAUCUGACGAGUGUUAUGCAAAAAAUUGUUUAUACGUAUACAAAACAAUUGACGCCAAUUGCUGUAGAAAUUUGCCAACAUUUGGCGACAACUUUCAGCCAAGUUUUGGAGACAGAUGAGGGAAGCGACGAGAAAGCUAUCAUGGCUAUGGGGUUGUUGAACACGAUAGCUACUUUGUUGUCUGUUAUGGAAGAUCAGCCUGAAAUAAUGGCUCAGCUUCAACCAACAGUCUUGAGAGUUAUUGCUCAUAUUUUUGGACAAAGUAUUAUUGAAUUUUACGAAGAAGCACUUUCGCUAGUUUAUGAUCUGACUGGUAAAUUUAUUUCCGAGGAUAUGUGGAAGGUACUUGAAUUAAUGUACCAAUUGUUCGAAAAAGACGGCUUUGAUUAUUUCACUGAUAUGAUGCCGGCUUUGCAUAAUUAUAUUACUGUUGAUACUGCGGCAUUUUUGUCCAAUGAAAAUCAUAUACUAGCUAUGUUUAAUAUGUGCAAAGCUAUAUUGACUGGUGAUGCUGGAGAAGAUCCGGAAUGUCACGCUGCUAAAUUGUUAGAAUGCAAAGGAAGGAUUGAUCACUGUAUUACACCUUUAGUCCAGUUGGUUUUAGAAAGAUUGACUAGAGAAGUAAAAACAUCUGAGUUGAGGACAAUGUGCCUGCAGGUGGUUAUUGCUGCGCUGUAUUACAACCCCGCGUUGUGCCUACAAGCGAUGGAUGGGCUGCAGGGACAACUGGGACAGUCGACGGAGCCAAUUGCUUCGCAUUUUAUAAAACAGUGGAUUCAUGAUACUGAUUGUUUUUUGGGGCUGCAUGAUCGCAAGCUUUGUGUCUUUGGACUUUGUACGUUGAUCAGCAUGGGACCCAAUCGACCACAGGCGGUAAAUGAGUGCGCUCAACAGAUUAUUCCUUCGUUGAUACUUUUGUUUGAUGGGCUUAAGCGCGCUUACGCUGCUAAGGUUGCUGAAGAUGACGAUGAGGAUGGUGAUACUGAGGAUAGUGAAGGCGACGAGGAGGUUUUGUCCUCUGAUGAGGAUGAAAUUGAUGACGCUAGUCAGGAAUAUCUGGAAAAGUUACAGGACAAAGUUACACGGAGUGCUGGACAGCAUGGGUUUAAUAUUAACGCGUCGAUACAGGAUGGUGAUAGAUCUGAUGUUGAUGAUGACGACUCCGAGUUUGAAGCUAAUGAAGAAACGGCGCUUGAAACUGAUCAAGCGUGGUACGUAGCUUUAACUGGUCAUUUAACAGUAGAACAGCAAAAAGCCCUCCAGGAAGUAAUAUUGCUUGCUGAUCAACGUAAAGCGGCCUUAGAAAGUAAACGAAUUGAACAGAGCGGUGGAUACGCCUUUCACUCACAGACUGUACCCUCAUCAUUUAAUUUUGGUGGGAAGCCCCCAGGUCGAUAA